AUGAGAGCAUUCUCGAAGAUGGACUGCGCCCGCGACGAAAACGAAAACGAAAAAGGCACGCGAAGAACGAUAACGGGAGCGAUGAACCGGCCGCUUUGGCCGAUUUGUUCGAAAGGCAAAGGCGAGUUGCGGAUUCGGCGCGGCCCAGAGGCGCGUGUAAAUCACCCGGGACGACGCCCCGUCACGUUUCCCGCCAUCGUAUCGACGCCGCGAAAAAUAGCCUUGCGAUAUCGCCGGGAACGCGCCGAUAAUACGGACGCACAACGCCUGCGACGCCGAAGCGGGCACAACGCGCGCCAUCUGAGCGAACACGGAGACAUAAAUUACGGCAAUGCCUAUGUAUCAGAGACCCCCCUUCUGGAGAGUUCCGCAUCAGAGGCCAGACCCCGACGA
Messenger RNA from Iphiclides podalirius (scarce swallowtail), 393 nucleotides. NCBI's taxonomy places the organism in Eukaryota, Metazoa, Arthropoda, Insecta, Lepidoptera, Papilionidae. The record is from the annotation of a GenBank genome assembly.